AUGUCGGCCAGCCCAGCACACAGUCUGGCCCGGCGCUCCUCUGCGGUACGCGUCAGCAAGAACUGUCUGCGCUGCAUCUGCCAGGCGCGCGGCUGCGACUGGAGCGUCGGCUGCCAGAAUGACGUGUGCGGCGCGUACAUGAUGAACGAGGACUACUUCAUCACCAGCAACGUCACCAGCCGGGCCAACCUCUACAAGGCUUACACCUUCCAGAGGUGCGCCAGCAACCCGGCGUGCGCCACCCUGGCCGUGAAGCUCUUCCUGCAGAAGCUGCCUUCGGACUGCGACGGCGACGGAAUCAUCGACUGCGACGACUUCGUCAAGGAGCACUACUACGGCCCGAACGGCUUCGAAUGA
Pollicipes pollicipes is the source of this 357-nucleotide messenger RNA. RefSeq names its product invertebrate-type lysozyme 3-like. Bases 1 to 357 code for a protein of 118 amino acids. Gene Ontology annotation, molecular function: lysozyme activity. Lineage: Eukaryota; Metazoa; Arthropoda; Thecostraca; Pollicipedomorpha; Pollicipedidae. The record is from RefSeq and is a predicted model, not a curated record. The transcript is spliced from 3 exons.